AUUUAUUAUUUAAAAAAUAAAAAAUAUAAUAAUAACUUAAAAAUCGCCAAAGGAGCGUCCGUCGGUUUCCCGUUCGACAAGUUACUGGCGUUGGGAAGCUUUGACUCUCCGGCCCUUCUUCUGUCCUCUGAACAUUCAUCAUCGACACUCCGGCCAAGUUGCUCAGCUUAAUCUCGCAGGACAUGUUUGCUUGAACCUUCGAAGCAAUGGAGAGUGUUAAAUGCAAUGCUCGUUUCAUAUUCAUAGCAGUGGCAGUUGUUCUUUCACAAGCACUUACCGUUACCUCAGUUGUUGUCCCAACGUCCAAUUGCUACGCGCUUGAUAAUUCUAGCCGUCUUUUUGAUUUCAGUGGGUGGGUUGGAGCUCCUUUUGUGUAUGAGGGGAAGGACACUGACGUUGUGAUCCGCUUUUGCAAAGAUGUGGAGAGUAGAUCACAAAUGGGGUAUGUAGAUUUUGGCCGAUUCGAUAAGUUUAACCACUUUGUUGCUGGUUCAGGGCAUGUUGACCUUGUUCAAGGGUUUUACAAUGGUGACCUGCUGAAUUGUGAGAACACCUUUGACAAAAUGGGACGUACUGCACAGGUAAAUAUUAUAUGUGGACAUUGUUUAAAUGGGCAAUGUAAAGGUCAACUUGGAUGCAUAUGCAAUGUCUCUUAUGAAUCCACUUGCAGAGCCAUUGUUGAACUGGCCAUUCCAUGUGAGAAACCAGGCCCACGAGUGUUUCAGGGCUUCACUGUUGGAUUUCAUCCACGAUCAAGGGAAAUUGUUUACAACGGUAUGACUCAGUUGGGUUUUGAAAAAUCUCACCAUGAUUUUAGCUUCAGUACCGAGCAGCCACAUGUUACCCUUUAUCUGACUGCUAUUGCAUCCCAUUCCUACCGAGUGCAAAAACCUAUCAUUAAGGUCUUUCCAGAAAAUGGAUUGGAGAUUAAGUUAACAGGGACAGGGGCAACUGGGAACCCACCUACAACUUUAUCACCCUCGACUUUGCUUUUAGAUUGGAGAUGUUUGAAGGCCCAUAACACCCCAUAUGAAGUUAACAUCACUAUCCCAGUGGUGGGUUAUGAACCAAUUGAGUUUGUUCUAACAAAGAUGUGCGGUAAGCUCCCCAAUUCUGUUUUAUUCAAUGAAUACACACAAAAUCAGGAAGGAGAUGCUACAAGAGGGUGGGCUAUAUUUGGAAUAAUUUCUUGCAUAUUCAUGGUUUCAUCAACUCUUUUUUGCUGUGGAGGGUUUAUUUACAAGACAAGAGUAGAACGCCAGUCUUGGAUGCAGCAUGGAAUUGAUGCACUGCCGGGCAUGACUAUUCUUUCUGCCUGUUUAGAGACUGUGAGUGGAAGAGGGCAAAGCUACUCACGAGCAGAGGACCUUAACACCGCAUUUGCCAGUGAAGUCUCUUGGGAGCGCCCACCUACUGCUGCUGCUCAAGGAACAUGGACACCGAGCGAAAGAAAAUAUGGUUCAAUUUAAAUUUCUUAGUCCUUACCUCAAAAAUUCCAAUUUUCUUCUGCUGAAUCACAUGUAUGAAUAUGAGGUAUAAUCAAGAUAUGCAAUCUCUUAUAUCUUUUUUUUUUUUUUUUGGUUAAACAUAACUCAUUGAUAUAUUCAUGAUGUAGCAUUUUGAAAUUCCUUCAAAACUCAUAGCAUAUACCAUUUUUUCCACUUGCUUUUUACCAUUUAAUCUUCAAGCUGUUAGUAGCAACAUUUGCUUCAAGUUGUUACAGCCUAGCUUUUCAAGCCUUAAAAAGGAAAAUGGUAAUCAUGUCCAGGACAUGGAGCUGAAAAACGCUGUACUCUUUUCGAAUUGCCACAUGUGCAGAAUCUUAAUAACUAAUAGUCUGAUAUAAUAAUAACACUAUUAGUUUUGUCCAAAUCUCCAUAUAUAAAUCAAGACAAAGUGGAAACAUCUGUCUUACACCAAUCUAAUCCAGUGCUAGUUUUCAAAGUCA
Molecule: messenger RNA, 1948 nt
Organism: Durio zibethinus
Lineage: Eukaryota; Viridiplantae; Streptophyta; Magnoliopsida; Malvales; Malvaceae
Source: RefSeq, a predicted model, not a curated record